Messenger RNA from Durio zibethinus, 809 nucleotides. Lineage: Eukaryota; Viridiplantae; Streptophyta; Magnoliopsida; Malvales; Malvaceae. The record is from RefSeq and is a predicted model, not a curated record.
AAUACCUCAUAAGGGUGUGAAUCGUAGCGGUCAGGCUGAUUCGAGACGUCAGAAGAGUGAAUGCCCGGAUCCGAGAGUCGCACAGGUUCGAAGCUUAAGUCUCGACCUGUGACACAAAGACCUGACCUCUAUCUCCGGUCCGAGUACGUUCUCUGAAUAGUGUUUAUCAGGUCUAUAAAAGGUUGUUCUUGUUGAAGCAUUCAAUUUCACAUUUUCCUGUCUAUUUACACUGCCAUGGCUGGUCCUACUCAGCACAAUUAUGCUGUUCUUGCUCUUCUGUUAAUUGCUCUCCCAUGUUAUAAGGCCAUCUCCACUGACACCCACGGCCACCAACAUCAUGGAAUCAAUUCGCUUCACUUCGCUCUCUUUCAACAUGAAACCAUAAAUAAAACCGGGUAUAUAGUAGUAAAUGGUGUGGCAGGGCCAGGCAUCAGUCAAACCACCACUCCUUUCGGUACCAUAUUUGUUUUCCAAGAUCCCAUGACUGCUACAGCUAACCCAUCUUCAAAAGUUAUAGGCAUAGCGGAAGGAACUUCCAUCACCUCGGGUUUUGAUGGGCUCCGGAGCAUUUCAGUCGCUAAGAUCACUCUACGUUUGAAGCAGCACAUAGGAUCCAUUUCCAUCGUGGGAGUCACACAUAAUGUUAAACCUUCCGAUCAUCCAGUUGUAGGAGGUACAGGUGACUUCUUGUUUGUGCAAGGCUACGUGAGAUCAUCUCCAGUGAACCUCAAGGGCCUUACUGUUACCUACAAAAUCGAGUUUCACCUCUAUUGGCCUCCGUUUGCAGCUAAAACUUCGUGAUCGAAGGA